UAAACAAAUUCAUACCCACCUUCAUUGACAGUCCACUCCUGACUCCACUACAAAAAUCAAUCCCAUCUCAUACCCAUUUGAUUUGUCUCCUAAUUCUGAUUUUAUUUCAAUUACAAAUUUUUGUUAAUUUUUUUUAGCAAAAAUUUCAUAGUUGAAGGAACACACAAGACAAAGAUGAGGAAGAGCAAGGAGCAAAGCCAGAACAAGUUCGUGAGGAUCAUAACAUUACCCAUCAGAGUUUUAGGGAGAGCAAGAGACAUGUACGUUCGAAACAUAACAAAGUGCGGUCACAACAUGAACUAUAGCAACCCCGUUGAUGCUGCUGGUCGAUUCGAGGCUUUGCCCAGAAGCUAUAGCGCCGCCACAUCGAGGUCCGGUGGCGGUGGUGAUAACGAGGAUUUUGCAGAGCUUCUGAGAGCAGCUUCGGCUAGGACUUUGGUCAAUAGAAUCGAUGUGGAUUUGGUUCUGAAACAGCAGUCCACGUCAGCACAACCCGUUUCCUCAAAUGGGUUGCCCAAGUCCGUUAGUGUUGGCAUGGGUCGGAUCGAUGAGGAUACGCCUUAUGAUUUGGUUGAUGUUGAUGUUCCUGUUGUUCCAAAUUCGUAUCCAAGAAGUAGAAGCUACGCUGUUGGUAAGACAAGUGGUGUUUUGUAAAUCCAUACUUCAGGAUCAACGCAUUUUAACUUGUAUGAGAAUG
Molecule: messenger RNA, 697 nt
Organism: Gastrolobium bilobum
Lineage: Eukaryota; Viridiplantae; Streptophyta; Magnoliopsida; Fabales; Fabaceae
Exons: 1
Coding region: 175-654 (159 amino acids)
Source: RefSeq, a predicted model, not a curated record